AUGGGUAGUGGUAUGGAUCGGAUAACAGCUAAACAUCUUGGUCGAUGGGCAACCCGUCUUUACAUUGCUUUAUUUAUCAGUGGUCUCAUUAUUCUCACCAUUUAUAGCGCAGUUCAACCACAAGUAGUGACGAAGACUUUCAAUAGUCCAUCUUUUAGUAUUUACAAUGAUUCGAAACAAAAAUAUGGAGAUGAAUUAAAGUGUCCAUGUUCAGUGAUUGCAUCACCUUAUGAUCAAUUUAUCGAAAUUGAACCAAUAUUUCAUGAGGUCUGUUCGAAUCCAUUUGCAACAAAGCAAUACCGAAAUGAACUUAUAGCUGGUCUAAUCUCUAACUUGUCUAUUUAUGCACUAAGAGACUAUCGUCGUUUUCUUUCUGCUCAUUUGCAAGCUCUACAAGGAUUAUGUGAACUCUCUAAUACAUUAGUAUACAAUUCUAUUAACCAGUUUCGUACUUCAUUGUUUGUUACUACUCAACUUCUAUCGAAAACAAAUUUUCGUGAUCAACUCGAUUCUUUAAUCGAACAAACUAAAUCAAAUGUUCCUACUACAUUUCGUCAACUUCUCUUCUUAAUUCGAAAUAUCAAUCAUGGAAAUGCUUACAUGUCAACAUAUACAACAAAUUUCGAAUAUAUUGGCGCUCCAGAUGCACCUGAACUUACUUAUGCAUCUACUCAAGCUAUAAUUUAUGACGGAUGUUCUUGUGGAUUGUAUCUAAAUUGUACAACUCAAGCAAAUUUUAUGAAAUCAAAUUCAUCUGAAAUGAUUCCAAUUAAAGGUUUGAAAAUAGGUUGUAUUCCAAGCGAAUCAUUUCGUGCUUCGACUCUUGAAUGUUUUUAUGAUC
Adineta steineri is the source of this 841-nucleotide messenger RNA. NCBI's taxonomy places the organism in Eukaryota, Metazoa, Rotifera, Eurotatoria, Adinetida, Adinetidae. The record is from the annotation of a GenBank genome assembly.